GCCACAAGUCCUGAGAUGGAUGAAAAAAAUGCCAGGACCCAAUAUCUCCUGGCCCAAAGAAUGGUCUUUGUUUUGGAGUUCAGACAUAGAAACACAAGCCAGAGCCUCGAUCUCUCCAGGCGAUUACAGGAUAUAAGCAGCUGCCUGAAAGCAAGUCCGGAGAAUUUCAGUAACCUCCAGGAAAGCUCUGAGGUUAGGGAAACCAGCACGGCCAAAGAAGACAUGAGGAGGCUGUUGACACCACUGAUUGUGACUCUGGCCCUGGCAGCACUCUGCUGUUGUGAGAAAGAUACCAAAGGCCCCUCAGAAUCUUCCAGCGCUGCCAGUAUCAAGAUUAAAAAAGAAGUUGCCAAUGCCUUUGUAAAGAGGCAGAAGAGAUCCAGCCUGUAUGAACGGUACUUUGAGUAUUACAAAAGUCCAAUGGAGCAGAUGCAUGAGCGUUGUGAAAACUACCCACCCUGUGACUAUCUCUCUGACCAAAUAGGAUUUUCCAUGGCCUACAACCGUUUCUUUGGGAGAUACUAAAGAUGGGAUGGCCACUUUGUUAAUUUGGCUUGGGACCGCUCUGAAUCCCCCCCAGGAGAAAGAAGAUUGUAGGUGAGAAGAAAGGAAUAAAAAAAUCUAGAAUGGAGCCUUAUUCCACCAUGUCCCUAGCCAGCUGGAAUGCCAAGGCAAUAAUUGUCUCACUUGUUGAGCUUGUGUUCGCUUACUUCCUUUCAUUAAAAAUGUUUCUCUUCA
This is a messenger RNA of Colius striatus (speckled mousebird), 738 nucleotides long. RefSeq names its product bone gamma-carboxyglutamate protein (gene BGLAP). The transcript has 4 exons. Gene Ontology annotation, biological process: regulation of cellular response to insulin stimulus; osteoblast differentiation; response to vitamin K. The record is from RefSeq and is a predicted model, not a curated record. Bases 16 to 525 code for a protein of 169 amino acids. Gene Ontology annotation, molecular function: calcium ion binding; hydroxyapatite binding; structural constituent of bone. NCBI's taxonomy places the organism in Eukaryota, Metazoa, Chordata, Aves, Coliiformes, Coliidae. Gene Ontology annotation, cellular component: extracellular region.